This is a messenger RNA of Metarhizium album ARSEF 1941, 1719 nucleotides long. Its product is annotated as Major facilitator superfamily domain, general substrate transporter. Gene Ontology annotation, molecular function: transmembrane transporter activity. The coding region runs from base 1 to 1719 and encodes 572 amino acids. The record is from RefSeq and is a predicted model, not a curated record. Gene Ontology annotation, biological process: transmembrane transport. NCBI's taxonomy places the organism in Eukaryota, Fungi, Ascomycota, Sordariomycetes, Hypocreales, Clavicipitaceae. The transcript is spliced from 2 exons.
AUGGCAGUCCUGACUCGCAUCUUCUCCCGGCCAGUCAACAAACCCUACCGGACGAGGGAUCUCGACCUUGCAGAACCGCCCUUCCUCGACGGACAGGGUCUCCUCGCCUUCAAGCCUCAUGAUAUUGAGAAUCCCCAAAACUGGUCGACGGCGCGGCGAGUCACCGUCACGAUAUGCGCCGUCAUGCUCGUCAUGAACGCUACGUUUGCCUCUAGCGCCCCCAGCGGAUGUAUUCCCUCCAUCGCCGAGGAUUUUGGCAUAUCAAUAGAGGCGGCCUCCCUCACAAUAACCCUCUUCCUCCUCGGAUACUGUGCCGGACCGCUGCUCUUCGCGCCGUUGAGCGAGCUGUACGGUCGACGAUGGGUUUUCUACAUCACUUUCACCAUGUACAUCGCCUUCAACUUCCUCUGCGCAUUCGCUCCCAACUUUGGCAGUUUACUAGCUGGCCGAUUCCUCACGGGCACCCUUGUCUCGGCGCCGUUGAGCAACGCACCCGGCGUGCUGGCCGAUAUCUGGAGACCUCUCGAGCGAGCAAAUGCCAUGGCCCUCUUCUCUACCAUGGUAUGGAUCGGACCUGCGCUCGGCCCUGUCGUCGCAGGCUUUCUGGAGCUAAAAAAAGACUGGCACUGGGCGUUUUACGUGCUCAUCUGGCUGGGAGCGGGAACGUGGCUCAUCAUGCUGACCAUUCCGGAGACUCACGCACCCACCAUUCUUCUUCACAAGGCAAAGCGAAUCCGCAAGGCCCGGAUUCCCGGGUACGAAGAGGUCAAGGCCCCGGCCGAGAUGCAGGACCGAUCCAUCAGGAGCGUCUUUGGCGUCGCGCUUACGAGGCCCUGGAUCAUUCUCUUUGACCCCAUCUCGUUGCUGUGCGCAAUCUAUCUCGCCGUGGUCUACACGCUUCUUUACAUGCUGUUCAGCAUCUACCCGAUUGUCUUCCAGGAGAGGCGUGGAUGGAACUCUGGCGUCGGAGAACUACCACUCAUUGGCACAGUUGUCGGCGCCGUCCUGGGCGGCAGCAUCGUCCUCCUCGACACCAGACGACGCUCCAACAAGACCAAAAAAGGCGAGGCCAAGGCGGAAGACAUGGAGCCCGAGGACCGCCUCCCUCUGGCCAUGGUGGGCGGUGUUGGUUUCGCAGCAGCCAUGUUCUGGUUCGCAUGGACAGCUGAGUUCAACUCCGUGCACUGGAUCGUGCCGACCAUUGCCGGAAGCCUCCUGAGUACCUUUAUGCUGCUCAUCUUCGUCGCCUACUUGAACUACCUCGUCGACGUGUACCUCGUGUACGCCGCGUCCGCCAUUGCCGCCAACACGAUUGCCAGAUCGGCCUGCGGAGCCGCCGCGCCCCUUUUUACGCGCCAGAUGUUCCAUGCGCUUGGCGUCGGUGGCGGCGGCAGUCUGGUGGCCGGGGUCGCUACUCUUCUUGCCGUUGUUCCAUUCAUCUUCUACAAGUAUGGCAGGCCGAUUCGCCUUCGAAGCAAAUUCGCGCCCACCAAUGCCAAGGAAGAGAAUCGCGUGACGGAUGAAGAGGCUAGUCCCGGGGACUUUGCUCUCCAGAGCCCCUCGGACGUCAACAGCUCUACGGAUGUGGGGGGGUCAACCCAGGCGUUGUCGGCCAGGAGUGAGAAGACGGAAGAGCGAGACCUGUCUGGUGGAGACGGGAUUUCGGCUUCGGAUGAGCGAAAAGAGUCGGGCACAAAGCGACUGGCCCAUGAAUCAUGA